Rhea pennata is the source of this 7946-nucleotide messenger RNA. RefSeq names its product centrosomal protein 192 (gene CEP192). The record is from RefSeq and is a predicted model, not a curated record. The transcript has 43 exons. NCBI's taxonomy places the organism in Eukaryota, Metazoa, Chordata, Aves, Rheiformes, Rheidae. The coding region runs from base 43 to 7668 and encodes 2541 amino acids. Gene Ontology annotation, molecular function: protein kinase binding. Gene Ontology annotation, biological process: mitotic spindle assembly; protein localization to centrosome; centrosome-templated microtubule nucleation. Gene Ontology annotation, cellular component: pericentriolar material; centriole; cytoplasm.
AAGCAGAGUGUUACUUUAAACAGCUUAAUAUUGUACAAGAUAAUGGAAGACUUCAGAAAUAUUGCGGAUGAGACAUUUCCAAGCUUCUUGGGCAAUUCACUAAGUAGCAGUACAAAUGUAACUUUUGAAAAUGUCACAAUUUCCUCAAACCCUGGCUUACCUGUUGCAGCUUCAACUGUUGCCAGGAGUAAAACAGACUGUGACAACAGGCUUUCUGAUGUCCAGGCAUCUUAUUUAGAAGAAGGUAAAUGUUCACUUUCAUCAGGAUCUUCUCGCAGUACUCAAUCUGAUCCAGAACCAAUGAGGAGAUUUGCCCUCAGUUUUCAGGAUGACAUGGAAGUUGUUACACAAAUUAAAGAACCUCAGUCUACUUCUGUUAGUCUGAAACAGUCCCACUCGGUAUCUGGAGAGGAAGACCAGAAUGUCAUGGAACAUUCAAAUCACAGUCAAGAUACCUUGCUUGAGGUAUUACCACUUGAACGAUUGGAAGAUUUGUCAACUGGAAUGUGUUUGCUUCCAAGCAGUACGAAUAAUGAGGUUGGUGCACUUGAACCUUCUGAAAAGCUGAUAGAAGGUGAAAUCUUAAGUGAGCAUCUCAGCACUAGCCUUUCAAGUUUUUUAGAGAAUGAGAAACUCUCAUCUCUUGGAAGCUUAGAAGGAGACUCCACUGAUGAUGAUAUUGAUGAUGAAGAGUUCUUUGAUAACCAGCUAGAAGCCUAUUUUGAGCAGCUGCUACCACCGGAAGUGACAAGAGGAGACACCAAUGUGCAGGAACUCUCAGAACGCUGUACGGCACUGAAGCUUUCUGAAAAUGGCUUCCUUCAAGAGGACUCUUGGGUUCCUGGUGCUUAUCAGGCUGUUACAGGAGGAGACUCUGGGAAUGCUAGUGAUGAAGAUUCACAAAAACAAGAGAUAACUGGAUGUCCUGUACAGAGAGAAACACUGCCAAGAACAGUACGGCAACUGAGUUCCGUGACUGAUGGUGAUGUGCUAGAUUCCUGCAGUGCUGCUGAGUUGAAAUUAGAUUCACUGUAUCUUCAGUGCAUGGACAGCCAUAAAGCUGAUGUUCUGGGUGCUCUCCCAAAGCAAGAAAUAAAAUCAUCUGAGUGUCAAGUUUCUGCUUCUGAUGCAGAAAUACUACACCCAGCAGAUGGAUUUAUGGGGUAUUACACCACUCCUAAGAUUCCCCUUAGUGCACGUGCAGCUACAACAGAUGCAGAUUCAAAUGAGCGUGAAGUUGGUCUGGCUGAUACUUACCUGUCUCCAACUGCAGACAGCUGUGAGGAUACAUGCUUAUCUACAAAAGACAAAGGUGAUACAGCUCACAGCAUUGUUUAUCAAAAUGAAGAAGGCAAGUGGGUGACUGACCUUGCAUAUUAUACCUCAUUUAAUGAAGAGCAAGAUUUAAAUCUGUCUGAAGAUAAUAAAAUAAAUGAGGAGUUCAUAACCGGAUCUGAAGCAGCAGCUAUGAUUGCACAAGACCAGGAAGAAUUUGAGAAAGCUCACAGGCUUGUACAGACGGAAAAAGCAGACUUUCUAAAUGCAUCUGAAUUAGCAGAUUCUUCAUGGAAAUCUGCCAAUAACUGCAUUCUGCUGAGAACAUCUGAUCUUAAUAAAGAUGCCAGUUAUUUACGCUUGUCUUUGGGAGAGUUCUUUGGUCAGAGAUCUGAAGCUCUUGGUUGUCUUGGUGGAGGCAGUGAUGUGAAACGGCCAUCUUUUGGCUAUCAUAUUACAUCUCCAAAGAAGAGGCAACCUGUUGCUUUGUUAAGACAGUCUGAUGCAUCAGGAGGUUAUGCUGGCCAAGAGACUUCACAAUUUUCUGAAAUGUUUCCAGAUGAUGUGGUAGUACAUGUAAAAGAACAUGCAAAUUCUGCCAACAGUGAAAAUGGAUGGCAUAGAAUGGAGACUGUAGCUGGAAUACAUAAAAGCUUUAAUACAGAAACUGCUACCAAAAAUAAAGCAAAGGACGGAAUUCAUAAAGGCAAGCUUGAAGACAGUUCAUCUGAUCAUUCAGACUCUGUCCUGAGUAUUAGUACAAUUGCCUCUGCUAUUGCAAAUGCUUCUGCCAGUACCGAUCCUUCUCAGCUAGCUGCUAUGAUGAUGGCACUCUCAAAUAAAAGUAAAAAGAAAUGUUGCCUUCCUGGAAUUGUUAAAGACCUGGAACUAUCUGCUAAUCGGGUUUCGUCCAGCAAUGUGGAAAAUAGCACAUUUGAUAUGGAAAAAUACCUCAAAAAAACAGAUGAGACUGGACAUGAAAGUGAGUACGAGGGCAUUGUGAAACAUGAAGCGUCUGUCCAGAACGUUAUUUGUGAUAGCCUUGUUGUGGAUAAAAAUGAAGAUACUCUUACAGAAGAUUUGUUAAAUAAUCAUAGCAAGCAGCAAGAAAUAGAGAAGCAGUUUGUGGAUUAUUUUCAUGAAAAAGAUGGCAUUCAGGGUUUCUCUUGUCCAUCCAGUGUUCUCAAGGAUGGAGACAGAACUGCAAAUAGUGCUAAAUGUUCAGAAAAAUUUUCUGAUUUAAUAAAUGGUAAACAUUCACAGUCAGUGAGAGCUAAUCUUGUAUCAGAUAUGCUUGAUACCCUCAGCUCACCUACUGGAAAUGGAGCAAAAGCAUGUGGAACUCCAUUAGCAACAAAAAUAGGAAUAGCAGAGAGAGGUCCGUUUCCCUACCAAACCAACGAUCUUAUUACCAGGUGUUCUAGAGAAGAUGCAGAAACAGUAGAUCAGGCAACAGAUGCUGUUCCUGAACCAUAUAAUAGUUUGAAAAGAAUUACAGGAAAUGCUAUGCCACUCAGCAGCUUAGACCCUGACAAGCAAUCUAGCACAUGUAUGUCAGUAAGUCCUACAAAAGCAAAGCCUCUGCAGAAAUUGAACAUUGAUGAAAAGAACCAAGAUGAAAAAACAGAAGAGAGAAACAGAGAUACUGGUACUGCUUGCAGUGGGAAUGUGAAACAUGUAACUUUUGAGACUGUCUCCAUGACUUCCCAGAAUAGUAGUGAACAUAAACUCUAUCUUCCUGAAUGUGACUUGCAGUCUUUAGAGGAUGAGCAGUGCAGCUUCAGACCUUCAACUUUACCACUAAUUCACUCAUCGCCUAGUGAUACUUCUGGAACAACGUUUUCGGGAUCUGAGACUGAUUUUAUUUGUACAUCACAUUGCCAAAAGUCCUGCAAUGAAAGCGUACUUCCUCAGUCAGUGUACUCAAGUCCUAGCAUGAGCAGGUUAACAUAUGUCUCUGCAUCUGACAGUACCCUUAAGAAUAUGUCCAUAAUACAUAAUCCAGAGAUGUGUUGGAGUGAAAAUGCCAGUGAACUGAGCACAACAAUAAUUCGAGCCAGUCCAACUCCUUUGCUGGAACACAGAAAUGAAAAUCUAAAAGGCUACUCCUGUCAAAGAAAGAAAAAAGGAACACUACUUAAUAUUGAUCAGAAAUCAGAAGAAAGAGAACUUUUAAGUCUUAAAAGUAAACUUGAAAAUGAAGUAUUGGGUGAAAAACUAUGCAAGGAAGGUUUUUCAACAAAUGAAAAUCAGGUUGCAUCCAGUCUUUCAAAUAUAACAACAAAUCCUAAAGAGUUAGACCAUGUUAAAUCAGCUUUACCAAGUAAAUCAUGCAUCUUUCAGCCACUGUCUGAUAAUGUUGAUAAACAAGAAGCAUGGGAGGAUCAUACAAGCAAAGCACAGAGAUCAGGACUACCAUCCUUAAACAUAUUGCCCAUGUAUCCUGGAUUAAGCAGUUAUAUUCCAUUAAAUCAGAAUGAUGAACAGUAUCUUCCUAUUUCAAGCUUUAAAUCCCAUGUCACUGCUUCCGAGAGUCAAACAACUUCAUCUGUUCCCACAUUGCUUACAGGAUGUUCACUUGCAACAGCUCCAUUUGCACAACAGCACCUGGGAAAUAUACCAUCUACUGGAAGUGCAGCUUUGUCUCAGCUUCAUGGUGGCAGCUCUGCGGGUUUUGGCCUCCCAAGAGGGCUUCCUGGCUCUGGUAUCCCAGCAGGACGUGUUCAGGAUCCAGUUACUUUAGGAAUUCCUUUAGGUCCAAAUACUGGUCCUGAAUCUCUGAGUGCGUCUUCACUUUGUAAUCCACAUUCUACUUGGAAUAAGAAUAUUUUAAAUGUAAAAUCAUAUACUGGACAACCUUUUGGAGUUGGUAGAAAUGAGUGGGAGUCGCCAGUGUCACCUGGUUUUGGACAUGUGAAAGUACCAGAAGAGUUGAAAUUCCCUAAUGCUUGUUGUGUGGGAAUUGCAUCACAGACAACUCUUAGCAUUUUUAAUCCAACUGAACGGUGGUUGCAGAUCUGCAUUGGCGUAAUUAGUAUUUCAGUUAAUGGGGAAAAGAUGGAUCCUGUGAAAUACCAAUGUCUUGUGUUCAAGAACAAAACCAUCAUAGGACCUCAUUCUACUGAUGACCUGAAAAUACUUUUCUUACCUUGUCAUUCGGGGAUCUUUCAGUGCAUUCUCAGUAUUUCAUCUUGGCCAGUUUCUGCAGAUGCUGAGACAAUAGUUCAGGCAGAAGCUUUGGCAAGUAGAGUAGUUCUGACAGCAGUUGCAGAAAAUCCUAAUAUAGAAGUGGAAAUGGGAAGAACAAAUUGCUUGGAUUUUGGUGACUUGACUUCUGGCAGCUGGAAGGCUCUUCCACUAAAACUUAUCAACAAAACCCAUGCUUUUGUGCCAAUUAGACUUAUUAUCAAUGCAAAUGCAGUAGCUUGGCGUUGCUUCACAUUUUCCAAGGAACCAGUUAAUCCUUCUAAUGAAUGCUCGUUCCAAAUGGAUGCAGUUUCUCAGAUAGCAGCUCCAUCAGUUGUAAAUCAUGUGAUACAUGCAAGCUAUGAUGGACAAGAUCCUGAAGCUUUAACAGUUUGGGUUCUGUUCCAUGCACCUAAGAAACAAAUUUCUGCUUUAGAUACCUUAGGUCCAGCAGAUGAAUUCUUGGCCAGAGUUGAUGUGGAAGUGGAUAGUCCAGGACCUAGUAGUGUGAUUAAAAGUAUUCCUCUUCGAGCAAGAGCUGGAACGGCGAGGAUACAUGCUCCAAAGGACCUACAGACAAUAUGUCUAUCUGCUAGUGUGGGUUCUUCAUCCAAACAACAGCUGCCAUUGAAAAAUGCUGGAAACAUCAGUGUAUGUUUAAAAGUUAAGACAUCAGAUCAGGACAGCUGCUUUUCUGUUGAACCUGAGGAUCUUUUUCUUCUUCCUGGAGAAGAACAAGAAGUGACUGUCCUGUUUUUUCCAAAAAACUUAAAGAAUGCAGAAAGUAUUUUGAAAAUCCUUGUGCUGCCUUCUGGGCCUCAGUAUGAAGUGGUGCUGAAGGGUGAAGUGGAGAGUGUGGAAAACAGACCAGUGUCCACGGCUGCUGGCUGCAGAGACAUCCCGCCCAUUCUUUCCAACAAGCAGUUCAUUGCCUGGGGAGGAGUAACACUUGGAAGAUCAGUUCAGCAGAAGUUAACUCUAAGAAAUAACUCUCUGUCUGUGACCCAACAUUUAAGAUUAUUGAUAAGAGGCCAGGAUCAGGAUUGCUUUCAGUUGCAAAGUAUAUUUGGAUCAGAGGAACGCUUAACUAGUAAUUGGGAGCUCAAAAUCCGUCCCAAAGAAGAUACUAAUAUAUACUUGAUGUUUGCACCUACUCGUGUAACUUGCAUGUUUGCCAAGCUGGAAAUCAAACAGCUGGGGAUUCGAUCACAGCCAGGAAUUAAGUUUACUAUACCUCUGUCUGGAUAUGGAGGAACAAGCAAUAUCAUUUUAGAAAAUGUUAAAAAACUGUCGGAUGGUUACUUGAUAACACUGGAUGGAAUAUUGCCUGCAAGAUUAAGGAAAGUUUCUUUCCGCAUAAGAAACACAGGUUCUCGCGCUGCUUAUGUUAAAGCAUUGUGUUUUGCAGACCUUGAGACAAAAACAGCUAUGGAUCCUCACACAAUGACAGUGUCUCCAGAAAAAUUUGUGCUAAAAGAAGGAACACACAAGGUGAUUACUGUAACGUGGAAUCCUGUGGGAAAAGAAAAAAACUUACGUAAAACAAACACAUUAUCAGCAAUAUGUUUUUUUUGUGGAGAUGAAAUUUCCAGACAGCAAUAUCGUAGAGCCAUGAUGUAUAACCCUCAAGUAGCAAAAUAUAUAGUCCCAGAAAACAGUCUGUUGAGAAAUGUCGUAUUUGAUGAAGAAUUUCAAGGGGAGCAGCUAGUGAUGGAAGUGUACGAUAUCCCAAGGAGGGCAAAUGACAUCCAUCUCUUCUAUGGAAGUAUGCGUAAGGUUAUCCUUGCUGUAGUUGGACAUACAGUUUUUGAUCAGGCUGAUUCUCAGCAGUCUCCUCAAUGUCAUGUGGAAUCAGACAGAUGUGGCAACUCUGUCAGGCAUAUCAAUGCAACUUUGGAUGUUCUUCCUGUUAAAGGACCGCAAGGUCCUCCAUUACCCAUAAAAACUGAGGAUAUCAUUCAGAAUAAAUUAUUUAAUCAACAGACUUGGAAUGUUAAACCUGAAUACUUGAUUUUGACAUCUCCUUCUAUUAAUGGAACAGCUGAUACUGGACACGUACAAAUUAUCAACAAUUCUAAUAGGAUGUUGACAUUUGAGCUUUCUUGGCCAGCUCACUGCCUUACUAUAACCCCACAACAUGGAAAUAUUGAACCAGAGAGCAGCACACUAAUUCUGGUGAGUCCUAAUCCAUCACUUGCUACAAAACCUUCAGUAAUCCCUUGGAGUGGCCUCAUUUAUAUACAUUGUGAUAAUGGACAAAAGCUUGUCAAAGUGCAGAUUCGAGAGGCAGUUGCACAGGAUGUGUCUGAGGCAGGCUCUCCAUCUAGAAAAUUCGAUGCAUUCGCUCUACCAUCUGAAAAUACUAAUACUCAUGUGGUGAAACCUCUUUCAAUGCACUUUUUAACAAAAAUGGAAAUAAAGAACAGAACUGUUGUUUUUCCUAAAACAGAAUCUGGUGAGAGCUCAGAGAGUUAUCUGGAAAUGGAAAAUAAGGGUGAUGAAAACCUGAAGUGGCAUUUGUCAUCAUUUGCACCCCCCUAUGUUAAGGAUGUGGAUGAAAGUGGUCAUGUUUAUAGGGUUACUUACUCCGCUUUCAGAUGUUCCCGUGUUGCUGGUAUGCUUGAAGCUCAUGGAAAAGAGAAGGUUGCUUUACUCUUUCUACCCAGAGAUAGAGGAGAUUACUCCCAGUUCUGGGACCUUGAGUGUUACCCAGUUGAAAAACCACAUAGGAAACACAAAUUAAGAUUUCAGCUUUCUGGAGCAGGUACUAAAACAGAAAAUAAAACUUUAAUUUUGAAAGCUUCCACAGAUGCCCUCACAGAAACUGAGCUUCCACCUAUACCAGAAAGGAAGGCUUACUCUGAAGCAUCUACAGUUAAAGCAGGACAAAAUAGGAUAAUUCGAGGAUUGUAUGCACCGGAAGACCUGUACACGUUUCCACCAACCAGAGUUGGGGAGUCACGCACAUUAAAGGUUAACUUGCGGAAUAAUUCUUUCACGACACACUUUCUGAGAUUUGUAAGUCCUGGAGAACCUUUCUACAUCAAGCACUUGAAAUACUCUCUAAGAUCGCAUCAUUACAUCAACGUGCCAGUCCAGUUCAAGCCAAAGGCGGAAGGCAGAUUUGAAGCUCUCUUGGUUGUACAAACAAACAAACAUGGCUGUCUUGGUAUUCGGCUAUGUGGUAAAGCUGUUGCAAAAGAAUAGACAGAACAGUUCUAUAACAUACCAUUUAAAGUAAUCAAAGAUUUGCUACUACAGUUCCAUAUUAACUUCCCCUAUUUCUUUAGCCAGUGAUGCUGCUUUGAUGGAAGGUCUUUUGGAAGGUGAAUCAUGGUGCUUGUUUUACAAAUCUGUUUUCAUAGUAAAGAAAAAAAAAGUCUGAGAAAUAACAUUACAAGUUUUAAAGUUGUGUUCUAACUUACAUUACUGCACUUUUGUUAAAAGGGGAAGUUUUCUAUUUUUGCAUUUAUUAGGAGUGGCUA